Messenger RNA from Mauremys mutica (yellowpond turtle), 1410 nucleotides. RefSeq lists its product as uncharacterized. The coding region runs from base 122 to 787 and encodes 221 amino acids. The record is from RefSeq and is a predicted model, not a curated record. The transcript has 2 exons. Lineage: Eukaryota; Metazoa; Chordata; Testudines; Geoemydidae.
UUUUGAGAGAGAAUAUGGAGAAUGGAGUUUUAAUGGGGGAAGAGGAGAGAUGGAUUUUGUACGGGGAAAAAAGGAUAGGUCAAUAUCACAUGUGUCUGUGUUUAGGUUCUAAAGUGGUGCAAUGAAGAAGGUACUCUCCAUUUUGAGAAGGUGGAAUGCAACAGCUAUGAAAACUUUAACCCACGACCGUCUACCACAGGGUAUUGGCAUCCAAUAUCAGACUGACAGCAACCUCUUCAACCUUUCUCAUCUCCAUGCUAGAACUAAACUAAUGUCGGCAAUAAUAACCGAACUCCAGCACACAGAUGAUUGUACUGUAGUUGCACACUUGAAGGAGGAUCUACAAACAGCCCUUCAUUGCUUCUCUGAAGCUUACAAAAGCCUACGGCUAACUCUGAACAUCGGCAAAACAAAAGUUCUCCACCAGCCAGUACCCGGUCAAUCAUCAGACCCAGCAAGGAAGAUCUACAUCGACAAAGAAGAACUGGAAAAUGUAGAAUACUUUGCCUAUCUUGGCAGCCAUCUCUCCCAGAGGGCAGACACAGAUGUCGAGAUUCAGCACAGAAUCCGCUGUGCCAGCUUUGGCUUUGGCAGACUGUCUUGCCAGGUGUUCAACAAUCACAACAUCAGAACACACACUAGACUUUUAGUUUAUAAAGCGGGGGUAAUCCCAACUCUCCUCUAUGGCUGUGAGACUUGGGUGACCCAUAGAAAACACCUGAAAAACCAGCACCAGCAACUUUCUUCGGGAGAUCCUCAACAUAAAGUGGGAGAAUUGUCGCACUAAUGUCAGUGUCCUCACGGAGGCCAACAUCUUCAGUGCUGGGGCCCUGAUUAUCCAGCACGAGCUGAGAUGGAGCGGGCACUGUGUGCGCAUGCCUGAUGUACGCUUACCAAAACAACUGCUGUAUGCCCAGCUCACCAAAGGAGAAAGAAAUGGGAGGCUAAAAUAAAUGCUUUAAAGACAUCCUCAAGAUAAACAUCAAGAGAUGUGGCAUCGAUACCACACACUGGGAGACAGCAGUCCAAGAUAAGGUAACUAGCGAAGACUUGUCAAAGAGGGAACAUCCACUUUUGAGGAAAAUUGCCUUGCCCUGGUCACAGAAAAACACCAGAAAAGAAAGGAAAGACAACCGUCAUGCAGCCAUCGCGGCCCAAUCCUGGCUUCCAACACCACCUGCAACAUCUGCCAAUGAGUCUGUGGCUCAAGGAUUGGACUCCUCAGUCACCAAAGGACCAAUGAAAAAUAAAAGAAAGAUCAUCCUCGACUUGAUUUGAUCAUCCACCGACGAUUUUGCACAAGCAAGAAGAGUUUUCAGGAUUGGCCCCCAUGCACUCUAUCUCCAUCCUUGAAACUGCUAAAUGAAUUGAUGAAUUGUUAUUAUCAGAGUGGCAUGUUCUCACCCUUGA